Molecule: messenger RNA, 3399 nt
Organism: Rosa chinensis
Lineage: Eukaryota; Viridiplantae; Streptophyta; Magnoliopsida; Rosales; Rosaceae
Product: FRIGIDA-like protein 5
Exons: 7
Coding region: 194-3208 (1004 amino acids)
Source: RefSeq, a predicted model, not a curated record
UUUUCAGAAACCAUUCAUUACUGUACGAAAAGAAAGAACCAACCUUUCACCUUGAUCAUCAUCCUUUCACACGCUCGAGAAUCCCACACGCUUAAAGACCACGCCUUUCCUCUACUUCUGAUUCACAUUUGCUCAGUGUGAAGAAAUUGAGCUCUGUUUUCCGUUUCAAUCUUUAGGGUUGUGAAGAAGUCUGAUGACGGAAGCCGGAGCGGGUUUUAACCGGAUCCGGGCCGGGUUCCGGGGGCUAAUGGAGCUGGCGAAGAAGCUGGAAGGGGAAGACAUGAAGCUGCGGCGUGAUUUGGAAGCGAAAGCGAUGGAGAUUGAAGAAGGUAAGAGCCAGCUGAACUUGCUUAAAUUAAAGAUUGAGGAAAAGAAUAGAGAGGUUUGUGAUAGAGAGAAGCGGAUUGAGGAGCUUGAGAAGAUGGUUAGGGUGAAUGAUGAUGUGAAGUUGAGAGUGGAGGAAUUGAAGGGUUUAGAGGAGACGAUUGCGAAAUGUGAUGAGGAGGUGAGGUUGAAGAAGGGGAGGAUUAGUUUGAUUCAGAAAUCGAUGAUGCAAUGCUCGUAUGCGUUGGAAGCGAGGGAGGAGAAGAUCAGGGAGAGUAAUGUGGCCUUUGGUUUGGUGAAGAAGGCUAUGGAGGAGUGGUGCUGUAAAGUUGAGAUGAAGGAGAGGGAGCUAGAGGGGUGUGUGGCGAAACUGGAAUUGAAAGAGGAAGAAGUGGAGAAGAAAAUUGAGGAACUUGAGUUGAUUGAGAAGAGGGUCAAGGAUUGCCUGGAUGAUGUGGAGUUGAGAGUAGAGCAUUUUGAUUCGGUUGAAAAAUCGAUACAGGAAGAGAGACAGCAGUUGGAUGCACUGCAAGAGGCGGUGCGUGAGGGCGAAAGGAAUUUGGAUUCAGUUCGAAAGGCAGCAGAGGAGCGUGAGAAGGUUUUGGACUCGGUAGGCCAGGGACUUGAAAUGAAAGAUAGGGAACUCGAAGAGCAGGCCAAUGAGCUUGAGUUUAAUGAGAGACUAGUUGAAUUGAGAGUUGAGGAAGUUAAUUCAAAGGAUAAGAGGGUCAAUGAACGCCUCAAUGAGGUUCAAAUGAAGGAAAAUUUUUUGGAAUUAUUUGAAAAAUCAAUACAAGAGGACAAAGACCAUUUGGAUUUGGUCCAAAAGUUGGCAGCAGAGCGUGAAAAGCAGUCAGAUUCACUCCAAACAACGGUGCUAGAUCGUGAAAAUAAUUUGUUUUCACUUCAAAAAUCGGUGCAAGAGCGUGAAAAAAAGUUGGAUUCACUAUCCGAUGGACUUCAAAGGAGAGAAAGGGAACUUGAAAAGCAGGCCAAAGAGCUUGAAUUGAAGCAGAAACAAUUUGAUUCUCAAAGGAAGGCUAAGCAUUUGGAACCUACCCCUGCUGCUAAAAAUGCUAGUGUUGUUUCAUCUACAAGGGAUCAAUCCUGGAUCAACAUGGAUGGUAGAAGCUUACAGUUGGUCAUGAAUGAGCAAGUGGAAAAAAUUGACUUGACAGGUAGCCAAAUGUCAGCUGUUCUACAAGCAUCAUCAGACCCGGCAAAAUUGGUUUUGGAUGCAAUGGAAGGGUUUUAUCCGUCAAAUCUUACUGUCGAAAACAGAGAGUUUGAGUCACAUUUGAGGGUCGUAAGAAAGAGUUGUAUUCUUUUGCUACAGGAGUUAAAGAGAAUGUCACCACUAAUUAAUCCUCAGGUGAGAGAAGAAGCAGUGAAAUUGGCAGCUGAUUGGAAAGAGAAGAUGGCAGUUACCACUGAUAAUAGUUGGGAGGCUUUGGGCUUUUUGCGGCUUAUCACUACGUAUGAAUUGACAAGUAUUUAUGAUUUGAGGGAGCUUCGAAGUGUUCUUGCUAUGGUUUCUCAGCCAGAACAAGCUGCUGAAUUAAGUAGGGCACUUGGUAUCACAGAUAAGGCACCUGGGACGAAUGUUGUUUCUUCCAUUGUCAAGACUGAGCGAUCAGAAUCUUCGCUGGCUAGAAAUGAAGCAACUCUUUCUCCUCCGAAUAAAUAUUUACAGAAUGAAGGGAUUGUUUCUCUUCCUUCCAUUGCCAAGACUGAGGGACCCAAAUCUUUUGGGGCCAGAUUUGCAGCAACUCUUUCUUCACCAAAUAAUGCUGAGGGACCAGAAUCUUCGCUGGCUAGAAAUGAAGCAACUCUUUCUCCUCCGAAUAAAUAUUUACAGAAUGAAAGGAUUGUUUCUCUUCCUUCCAUUGCCAAGACUGAGGGACCCAAAACUUUUGGGGCUAGAUUUGCAGCAACUCUUUCUUCACCAAAUAAUGCUGAGGGACCAGAAUCUUCUCUCUCUAGAAAUGCAGCAACUCUAUAUUCACUGAAUAAUGCUUUACAGAAAAAUCUGUUGGUCACUCUUAAAUCAUCAUCAGACCCUGCAAAACUUGUGUUGGAUUCGAUGCAAGGGUCUUUGACGUAUUACUGGAGAAAUGGAGAUGUUAGUUCCAAAGAAAAGGUUGUAUCUGGAAAUAUUACUCUAUUGAAGAUUCUAAUGGGACUAUCAACACAUGUUGGACCUCAUCUGAAAGAAAAUGCAACAAAUCUAGCAUCCCAGUGGAAAGAAAAGUUGAGUGCUGAUACUGUAGAUUCAUCGGAGAGUUUGGGAUAUUUGCUGUUUAUAGCUAUGUAUGGAUUGCUUGGAACCUUACAUGAAGAUGAGAUUGUAAUGCUUCUUAGAAGGGUUUCGCAGCAUAAGCGGUCUCUGGAGUUAUGUCAGACACACGGUUUUGCAAAUUAUAUCCCUGGUUUUAUACAGAAGCUUAUUGAAAGGAAACUACUGAUGGUGGCUGUUAGAUUUAUUUGUGCCUUCAAAUUAUUUGACAAGCUCCCCCCAGUGCCACUCUUAAAAGAACAUGUGGAUGAUGUAAUGAUGUGUUCCAAAGUAAUUUGCAGGUCACAGAUGAUACCUGAUGAAAAGGAUAAGGCUCUGGAUGGUAAAAUAUCUGAUCUCAGAGCUGCCAUUCAAUGCAUCAAAGAUUACAACCUCGAGUCUGAAUACCCGUCCAAGACUGUUGAAUUGCAAAUAGUUCAGCUUGAAAUGCUCAAGGAAAAAUGGAGAAGUUUGGAACCAUCUCUGGUACCCAAAGUUGAACAAGAAGAGAGAAAAAGGAAGAAGCCUUGUACUAGGUCUUCUGCCCCAAAGUUACAACCACGAAAGGUGCCGAAAAUAAAAUUCGUCUUCAGUGGUUCGAGACCUUAAUGUGAAGCUCCACUCGUCCGAACUAUGAAGGAACUGCUUUACAUUGUAAUCCGGGGGUACCCUUUCCCUCUGCAAAUUGGUGAAGAUAGUCUACCAUGCACUCCUAAUUGCAUUCAUGACACAGCUUUUAGGAAAAGCUCUUGUAUUUUGACUGAACUGUUGGUAGAAACUAGAAAGUAGAGACCCUUGAC